Molecule: messenger RNA, 4048 nt
Organism: Condylura cristata (star-nosed mole)
Lineage: Eukaryota; Metazoa; Chordata; Mammalia; Eulipotyphla; Talpidae
Gene: A4GALT
Product: alpha 1,4-galactosyltransferase
Exons: 1
Coding region: 81-1142 (353 amino acids)
Biological process (GO): protein O-linked glycosylation
Molecular function (GO): acetylglucosaminyltransferase activity
Source: RefSeq, a predicted model, not a curated record
CGUCCCAGGCCGCGGGGGCCGCAGCCUGCCCGAACGUGGUGCUUGUCUCUUGCAGACUAGCCAGUUCCUGGGGAGAGACCAUGUCCACGACCCCCGACUGUCCGCCCCGGCUGCUGCGGGGCCCCCCGAGGGAGCAGGCUUGCACCCUGCUCAUCAUCAGCUCCAAGUUCCUAUUUUUCAUCUCCAUCAUGAUCUACUGGCACGUUGCGGGCGUGCCCAGGGACCGAGGGCAGCUCUCCAGGCUGCCCGCGGACGUGCCGUGCCCCCGCCUGGCGCCCCCCACCCCGGCCCCCGGCGGCCCCGCGCCCGGCAACAUCUUCUUCCUGGAGACUUCGGAGCGGACCGACCCCAACUUCCUGUUCACGUGCUCGGUGGAGUCGGCCGCCCGCGCGCACCCCGAGUCGCGCGUGGUGGUGCUGAUGAAGGGGCUGCGCGGCGGCAACGCCUCCCUGCCGCGCCACCUGGGCCUCUCGCUGCUCCGCUGCUUCCCCAACGUGCGGCUGCGCCCGCUGGACCUGGCCGCGCUGUUCCGGGACACGCCCCUGGCGGGCUGGUACGCGGCGGCGCGCGCGCGCUGGGAGCCCUACCUGCUGCCGGUGCUCUCCGACGCCUCCCGCAUCGCGCUGCUCUGGAAGUUCGGCGGCGUCUACCUGGACACCGACUUCAUCGUCCUCAGGAGCCUGCGGAACCUGACCAACGUGCUGGGCGCGCAGUCCCGCUACGUCCUCAACGGCGCCUUCCUGGCCUUCGAGCGCCACCACGAGUUCAUGGCGCUGUGCAUGCGCGACUUCGUGGCGCACUACAACGGCUGGGUCUGGGGCCACCAGGGCCCGCAGCUGCUCACGCGCGCCUUCAAGAAGUGGUGCGCCAUCCGCAGCCUGGACCACAGCCGCGCCUGCCGCGGCGUGUCCACGCUGCCCCGCGAGGCCUUCUACCCCAUCCCCUGGCAGGACUGGAGGAAGUACUUCCAGGACAUCAGCCCCGAGGAGCUGCCGCGCCUGCUGCACGCCACCUACGCGGUCCACGUGUGGAACAAGAAGAGCCAGGGCACGCGGCUGGAGGCCACCUCCCGCGCCCUGCUGGCCCAGCUCCACCACCGCUACUGCCCCACCACCCACGCGGCCAUGAGGAUGUACCUGUGACCCGCGCCCUGGGCCGCCGCCUCGCCUGUGGGGCAAGAGCCCGCCUGCUCACCGUCCGGCCGACCGCCCCGGCCGACCGCCCCCUCCGGAGGCCGGGGGGCCGCUUGACCCCCCCAGGCCAGGUGGGAUCGGUCGUGCCUGUGACCCCAGAAGGCCCAGGGAACCCCCUGCAGAUAGGAGCUGUCCCCGGGGGCCCCCCAUGAGCCUCAGGCCUCCCCGGCCUGCUCAGACCCCUCACGUCGCCCCAACACCCCCUGACCCCACGACAGGCGCUGGUGGAUAGGACGGCCUGGGGCUGCCAGGAGGGGAAGCGUGGGCGAGGUCCGGGACUUCCGGUCUCGGAACCUUUAGGAUAUUAUUCACCUCAAACAUGACCUCAGGAAGUUGAGAGAAUUUCGGGGGGCAGGCAGGGCAGUCUGUCCAGCAGUAUCAGCCCCCACCCCCACCCCAGGCCCUCCAGGCUACACACCUCCGAGGAGACUUGAGCAAGCCACAGCCUCUCUGAGCCGAGUGUCUUCACCUGCAGCGGGGGCGGGGGCCGGGGUCAUUUCUGGCCAUAAAAUCCUCAGAAGUGGAGCCUGAGGGACCUUGGUGGCUAGAGGGGACCCCUGUGAGGGCUGCCUGGAACUGGGGUUUCUGAGCCAGCUGCCUGGGCUGGGGAGCACCUGUAUCAGUGGCUUAGAAGGAACUUUCUGGAUGCAAACUGCAGGACCAUUACAGGGUGGCCGGGCGAGCCAGGAGACCACGGCCCCAAAGUCUGGAGGCAGUGGAGCCCUGAUCCCCGAGGCAGGCGCGUGAGUGGGACGCGCCCACGGUGCCUCCCUGGGACCGGCGCCAGCUGCUCUGCCUGGACCGCCUCGCCCCGGAGCAGACAGCCCCCCCUCCGGCGGGCGCGGCCCCCUUCCAGGCCCUGCCCCCGGGGACCCCCGCAGGCGAGUCUCUCCUGGGCAAGGCCAAGGCCGUAGAACUGUUACUGGGCAGGGACAGGGGCGGCCCCGAAGCCCCAACCCUGCCUGCUCUGAGUGGGCUCUGCCACCCGCCGCAUCGAGACAGACACAUAAAACUGUAAUGAAAAGGGACUUUAAUGCGGUGAGUCGACAACACGGAAGACCGAGAAUACAGCGUCUGAGUCGACACCUGCAGUGACCCGGCCCCUCCUGGGCAAAAGUCCAGCCAAAGGGACUGGCCCAGAGCGAGGCCUGAAAGCCCCUUCUGGCCGGGACCCACAGGGAAGGGUCAGACACGGCCUAGGUGGGAGGAAAAGAAUCCACGAGAGUCAGUGCAGACGCUGCCACAGCCCUCCCGCGGGCCUCGCCCACGUCGCCCUCCGCCAGCCCGGGGGCGGGAAGCCAGCGCGGCCUCCUCCAGCAGGUGCCCUGCUCCGUGUGGCGUCCCGCGGCCCCGGCUCCAGCCUGCCGCCUUCUUCCUCAGGCUCCUUUUCUUUCUCUGCUCAGCUCCACCCCCUUCUGGGAGGGGCAGGGAACCUGGGACUUCCCCUUUUCCUAGGGACCCCCCUGCUACAGAACAACCAGCUUCACAGGUGGGGGUUCCACAUUCACGAGCCCCCCGCCCCCCGCCCUCGCCUGCACAAGAAUCUGCUUUCCCAAGGAGACUGGUGGCCUGAGAAGGGAAGGCCCCGACAGAGAGCAGGGGCGCGUGGGGGGCAGGGCCGGGCCAGGCCCCAGGUCUGUGUGACCCACGCCUGGGCUCGUCUGUGCGAGGGGGAUACUGCCGAGAGGCCCCCUCCCACCCUCUGGCACAGCCCACGCCAGGCCCCUCUCAUCGUGGAAGCCGAGGCCUGACUCUCCGGGGGGCUCCAGAAGGAGCCAGCCACAACCACCCACAGCUCCUCGCCCAGCCUCCAGGCCCGCGGGGGUAGGGGGGGCUCAGCCCCAGGGCAGGCCUCAGGCCAAGGCAACUGGACCCCACAAGCCCUCAUAGGCUGCGGCGGAAUCAGCACCCCCGGGGGUGGCUGACAGCCCCAUGUGUCCCUCCCCCCUCAGCUCCAGGGUGGAGAGUCCCCAAGUUCCCCAGGACUGGGCAGAGGAGAAAGGAGGCUGCUGGGCACUUCCUGCAGUGUGCGCACCAGAAACUGCUAGUAGAUGUCCAGGCAGGGCCCCUGGGGGGGCCAGAGCUGGCCCUCCACAGUGCCCGGCGGGGGCCCGUCCUGUCCCUGGGAGGGCGGUGAGGCCAGCGAGCUGGUGGCCACACACUGGCCUCCGCAGCCUCAGGGCCCAAUCAGGAGCAGAGAACCCUGAUCCCCACUCACACAAAUUGAAUACAGGAAGUUGGUCAAACUAAUUGAAUGAGCCAUAAAGGCAGCCCUGAGGUGAGCUCCCAGGAAGUGGCCGCCACCUGGAGCUGGGGGGCCGGGAAAGGUGGAGGAGCCAAGCCCGGAGACACCCAGGCUGGAGGUCCACCCAGGGACGGGCGGAGCUGCUGUCACAUCGGAAGCCGGAGGGGGCGGCCAGCGCCUGAGUCUGCAGAGGGGUGCAGCUGAGUCUUGGAACGUGGGGAACGCCGAGCUAAAAGCCGCCGCCGACCAGGAGCCCCGAAGCACCCAGACGCCUGAGAAAGCGCCUGUGGAGGAAGCGUCUCCUCCACAGAGGGUGCUGGGAAGCUGGGAGCCACGUGUACAGAAAGAAGGGGCCCACCUCACACCACCUGCAAAGUCAACCCAAAGUAAGAGUUCGAGCAACACCACUCUUAGAAGAAGACACAGACGUCGCCUUAUGGUUUGGGAUGAGGCAGUGGUUUCUGAAGUACGAGCCCGAAAAGCCCAGCGACAGAAGGAAAGAGCCGCUAAGACGGGCUUUGUGACUAUGAAAAUGGUGUUUCUGGGCCUCCCUGGGGGUGCAGCACCAUGAAGCUAUCGCAGCCGCUGCAGCACAAGUUGGAUCCCGGGC